Messenger RNA from Porites evermanni, 4353 nucleotides. The record is from the annotation of a GenBank genome assembly. NCBI's taxonomy places the organism in Eukaryota, Metazoa, Cnidaria, Anthozoa, Scleractinia, Poritidae.
AUGCGCACUGUUUCCAGUCUCUUGGUAAUCAUUGCGGCUCCUGGGUGGCUCGCGAACUGGGCCCAUACUAUGAAACCCUUCAGAGAGUGCCGCGUACAAUUUGUGUCGGACGCAUUUGCUUUCGUUGCUGAUUGUCAGUGUGUUUUGUUGUCCAGAUCUCCUGGGAUGUGCUUGUCAACAUGGGCCAUGAGGAACUUAAAGAGAUUGGAAUCCACGCGUUUGGUCACAGACACAAAAUUCUCAAGGCAGUUAAAGAAAAACUCUCUGGCUUACCACAACUGGGUAAGUGAAUUUUCUGAACGAACUUAUAGAGGUUGUCGGAUAAAAAGCCAUGAGCUUAAUUAAAGAGUUUUUUUCCCCUUUUAAAUCCGCAAACUAAAACCAGCCGACCCAAAGAGUACGAAGCGACAAAAGCGCCAAAGAGCAUGUAGACAAGUCCCGUGUGGCUUAGGUUCUGCUUCUGAUUGGUUAAAACACGAUUGUGGUAGCCAUUGGCUGAGUUGAAAUUUAGGAACAUGUGCGGUCACAAACGGACUUGCGUGGACAUAGGCUGUUUCUAUAAUGUUCAUCGUUGUUGUUAUCUUUUGUUUUGUUCUGUUUCAGGUGGCGGGCCUUUCACUUAUUCAAGCCAACAAGAAACAGUUGUUCAUGACUUACCUACGGACGACAAGGACUACAUUUCUGUUGCAGAGGAGGUGAGCUAAUUUCUUCUUAAUCAAUCUGUCUCCUAAAAAAUAACUGCCAUUGUUUUAACCUCCUGAACCGAUUCGUAGAAAUAUAGCUUACACUGCAUCUCCAUAGUAACUGUGUGGGGGAGGGGAUAAGGUUGGGCUUUUCACCCCCUCCCCGUCAUGUUUUUGUAACCGUCUGCUACGCUGGCUAGAAUUCCGCAGACUUUUAAUGUUCUUCGUGUGACGCUUAAGCUAAUUAAUCUCCUCCAAAAUACAAAACUGUAGAAAUUCUUCACAUCGUAUGUCCACUUGAGAACUUAUGAUAUUUACGUAUAUUGUUUUCAGAUGCAGAGUACUGUUGUGAAACACAAGAAAGAUGGCGGCCAAUCCGGUGGAGUCUUCAACUCCUACAUAAUUGUCAGGGUUAGUAGUUUUGUAUACAUAGUUUACAGCCUUAUAGUUUUGAUUCGUUGAACUAAACUCUCCUAAAACAAAUAAUAGUCAUCGGAUAUUCACGCCGUCGAUUUUUAUCGCAUCAUUUAUCAGACGAACGCGCGAACCAGACGCGAAUGUCAAUACAGACCUCGAAAGGGUGGGGCGCGGAAUCAUUCGCGCACCUCCUAUACACCCAAAUCUUCUUUUUGGAUAGAGGAUGUAAGUUGAGAGGAUUUAAAACCAAAGAGUUUAGCCUAUCUUGUUCAACUUUUUGUCGUUUUCCAAUCACUGUCAGUGCACUUGAAAAGUGAUUGGUUACGACAUAAGAUCAUUAUGUGUUCUAUUGUUUAUUUGGCUUUUGACCGUAAUACAAACACUUGGUGACAUAGUGGCCUGGAUGUUACGAGAAAACAGCAAGUCCAUUUUCUCCUUUCUUCAACCUCUGUUUCCUUCUGUUUUAGAUUCAGCGGGUCAUAAACAAAAGACUCUGGGAUAAGUACGUUUACAGAAGAAGAGAGGUAAGAGUUUGUUUUUCAUUGGGUAGUUUAAUCUCCCUUGCACGUAUUUACCUGCACGUGUGGGUUAUCUUCUGCCAAAUAAACGAAGAUAGACGCAAUGUUUAUCUCUCGAUUCACUCUUUGUAGGUUGCAGAGGCUAAUCACAACCACAGUAAUGAGAGAAUGUUAUUUCACGGUAUGUGAUUACUUUGCAGUAGUUUGUUGAUAACAGUCACUUUUUUUUUCUAAAGUUAAGAGUAAAUCAUCAUCAAACUGUUCUUACUUUUCUUUUAGGUUCGGCAUUCAUCAACGCUAUUCUACAAAAGGGAUUCGAUGAACGUCAUGCUUAUAUUGGAGGGAUGUUUGGAGCAGGUGAAAAUGUUUUAUCGAAACAACAACACGUUUAUGGCAUUAAGCAUUUCAAACCUUCAGUGAGGCAGUCGUGAAAAUAAAUAAAAAGAUAAAAGUAUUAAACGUGCCCAAAACUUACCCUUUUGUUUUGCUAUAGGCUCUUUUUCUUCAGUCAAUUUUUCUUGCAACUUGUCUUGAAAUUUUAAUGCGCCGCUGCGAUAAAAGUUCCCCAAGAACGCGUCGCUUAAUAUAUUACUCCCUGAAAUAACCAAGUCUUGCGACCUUUGCGUUGGACCAAGCCUUUGGAAAAGUUAGAAUUGUUUCUCCUUCGUGCGAUGCUUGCUUUAACAAACAUUUUUCGAGACACGUUCAUUCAGCGAGGUGUUACAAUGGGCAACACAACCUUAUUGCUAAAAAAACUGCGAGACGAAUUGCAGAGAUUUUGAGAAGAACUAACAAUGUCAUUUGUGCAGGUAUUUACUUUGCGGAGGACUCUUCGAAGAGCAAUCAGUAUGUUUAUGGUAUUGGUGGUGGAUCAGGCUGCGCUCUACACAAGGACAAGUCCUGUUACUUAUGCGAAAGGUAACAGCUCAAGUUAUUUAAAGGAUAUUUUUAAUAGAGAAGUAUAACCUGAACUUAAGAGGUAUUUUGCGGAACGUAGUAUUUUUCAGCUAAACCAACUGCGCAAAAGAGCGCCAAGCCUGCGGGAAAGCUCUCCAUUAAAAAUUCGCGCAAGCAACGAGCGUAAGGGGAAUCUUCCCUCGCGGGCUCGCUUGCUUGAAAUGGAGAGGUUGUCUGCUGGCUUAAGGGUGCUCGAUUUUCCCCUUUCCUCCGGCUAUUGAGUUUCGAACAUUCCGCAACGUAGGCUACUGUCAGUGUCUAAAAGCAUUGGCAGGUUUGGGAGAAUUAAGAUUUUGAUCAAGGGGGCUGGGGUAUUUAGCAGAUUCUUUUCAAUUCAUUACUAGCUCCUUUUACGAGUCAUCAUUUUUUUAUUAUACCGAGAUAACCGGGGCGAAUUAUGGUACUCGCUCACAACCAAAAAAGACAUCUUGCAUUAGAUAACAUUUCCUGAAUUGUAAAAUGAAAAUAUUUCAUUAUUCGCUUUACUCAAGGUUUUCCUUAAUUAAUUACAACACUGAUUGGGACACUUAAGCCACACUUCUUUUGGCGCAAUUUAUUAAGUAAUUAAUAAUUAAUACUUUAUAUGAAUGCCACCGGCCUGAUGUGAAUUUGAAUCCAAUGGAAGUUUUCAUUCUAGUUCUUAUCUAAUCAGCGCGAUGUUUGUUAUCUGACAGGCAACUUCUUUUAUGUCGUGUGGCCCUUGGCAAGCCAUUUUACCAGUUUUCAGCCAGCAAGAUGGCGCACACCCCUCCUGGUCAUCAUUCAGUUAUGGGACGUCCCGCUCAGAAGGGCUGUCGUUGGCCGAAUAUGUUGUGUAUAGAGGGGAACAGGUAUGUCUUGCUUUUUAGAGCUGUUUUUUCUUUUCUCGUUGCACUUGUGGUUAGUAGCGACCUUCAAAUUUGACUACUUCCCCAACUGAUUAUAUCGGGUGCGACUUUGCUCAACAUUUUUUUAGCCAGAUUGACAAAAGCUAAAUUAUGUGCAACAGAAUCUUCAUACCGUCCAACCCCUGCACCAUGAGGUUUUCUAAUUUGUGAACGUAUCAAAGUCCGCGUUUUUCCUGAGAAAUUCGUAAUUUCCUUUAUUUUUGAGAUUUUCAGUGUUGUCCGCGGGGAACAGGCGCUCCACUGACUUAAAGCAUAGAUAUUUUGAGCGACACACCUGAACCGGAGGUGAGGCCUUUACCCUUUUAAUACCGUAAAAUUCCGAAAAAAAGCCCCUCCAUGUAUAAGCCCCUCCAAAUAUAUGCUCCCCAGACCGGUAUCACAAAAAACCCUCCCUUAAAUGGCCCCUCCAAAAAUACCCCCCCCCCCCCCCGGGGGGAGCUUGUACUCGGAAAUUGCUCUCAAAUACAAAGUAAAACAAAGCAAAAACGGUACAUUUCCAUCCACCUAUAAAGCUUACAAUCGUUUUGAAACGCACAUUUCCCUCCGUAGAUAACCCCUCCGAAUAUAAGCCCCUCCAAAAAUAAGCCCCUCAAAAAGGGCCUUUGAAAAGUAUAAGCCCCGGGGCUUAUUUUCGGAAUUUUACGGUAUGCCUUGACACUAGCAAAUAGGGACGAUCUGCCUUUAAAUUGGGCAAAACCACCGUCCAAGAGUGCAAAAAGUCCGGCUCGGUUGACCUUGUUGAUUUGUGCUAUUCAAAAAAUACAGAUUUGGUUAUGAUAAUAUGAUGCCAGUGUCUUUUUAAAAAACUGUAUGUGCCAUUUGGUUAAUUAUCUCAUGACGCACUUCGUCCUUGUUUCCUUUGUUGUUUACAGGCGUAUCCAGAAUACCUGA